Cololabis saira (Pacific saury) is the source of this 5519-nucleotide messenger RNA. It is a transcript of the gene mib1, whose product is annotated as MIB E3 ubiquitin protein ligase 1. The record is from RefSeq and is a predicted model, not a curated record. Bases 586 to 3711 code for a protein of 1041 amino acids. Lineage: Eukaryota; Metazoa; Chordata; Actinopteri; Beloniformes; Belonidae. Gene Ontology annotation, biological process: protein ubiquitination. Gene Ontology annotation, cellular component: cytoplasm. Gene Ontology annotation, molecular function: ubiquitin-protein transferase activity; zinc ion binding; protein binding. The transcript is spliced from 22 exons.
AGCUCCGGAGCCAGUUGUUGCUCGUCUGAGGCUCCGACGGUGAUUGACUAUAAUGGCGACGCUCUCAUUCUGAGUUCAGCUCAUGGACCCAUCUCUGGGCACACAAAAACGGGGGGGACAUAUUUGGGAUAUUUUUCCCCGCAACACUGAAAGACACCAAUAAGGACAGCCAGCCUUAAGAAGGAGGACAUUAUCCCCCAGUCGGAGGAAAUCUCUACAGCUAGCAGUGCUAGCGCUAGCCGCCGUGCUCGCUAGCUGGCUGAGUUGGAGAGCUGGCAUUUCUUGUGUGUUUGGACUGUGAAAGAGGGACAACCAGUCUGCUGCUGGGGCAAAAGAGCCAUGUGUUUGUUUUUUUAAACACAGUUCAGUGAGCUGGGACUUGGGUUCAAGGGACUAGUAUUGAGUAAGAAUUGGUUUACUGCCCUGUGUUUUUUUUUAGGGGGAAGAAAAGCCAGCACUUUUCCUUGGAUAGCUAACUGAGCACAAAAAAAAGACUAGCUCUGAUUGUUUCCGUCUUUUCUUUCCCUUUUCCUGCGAGGAGAAGCUGAGCAUUAUUGUUGUUGUGGUGGCCGGAUCUGUGCAGAAAUGACCACCGGCAGGAACAACCGCGCGAUGAUGGAGGGAGUGGGAGCCCGGGUGGUCCGCGGACCCGACUGGAAGUGGGGCAAGCAGGACGGCGGGGAGGGACAUGUCGGCACCGUCAGGAGUUUUGAAAGUCCAGAAGAAGUGGUGGUUGUUUGGGAUAACGGGACUGCUGCCAACUACCGCUGUUCCGGGGCUUACGACGUGAGGAUACUGGACAGUGCUCCAACAGGUAUCAAGCAUGAUGGAACCAUGUGUGACACCUGCCGUCAGCAGCCCAUCAUUGGUAUUCGCUGGAAAUGUGCAGAGUGCACCAAUUACGACCUCUGCACAACCUGUUACCAUGGAGACAAGCAUCACCUGAGACACCGGUUCUACAGAAUCACCACCCCAGGCAGCGAGAGAGUACUUUUGGAGUCACGUCGCAAGUCAAAGAAAAUCACAGCCAGAGGGAUCUUUGCUGGUGGCCGGGUUGUGAGAGGAGUGGACUGGCAGUGGGAAGACCAGGAUGGAGGCAAUGGAAGGAGAGGAAAGGUGACAGAGAUCCAGGACUGGAGUGCAGCCAGCCCCCACAGUGCUGCCUAUGUACUUUGGGACAAUGGGGCCAAGAACCUGUACAGAGUUGGCUUUGAGGGAAUGUCGGACCUGAAGUGUGUCCAGGAUGCCAAAGGAGGCUCUUUUUACAGAGACCACUGUCCUGUUUUAGGUGAGCAGAAUGGCAACAGAAAUCCUGGUGGCCUUCAGAUUGGAGACCUGGUCAACAUUGAUCUGGAUCUAGAGAUUGUUCAGUCCCUCCAGCAUGGGCACGGGGGAUGGACUGAUGGCAUGUUCGAAACCCUUACGACCACAGGCACCGUGUGUGGUAUUGAUGAGGAUCACGACAUUGUGGUCCAAUAUCCCAGUGGGAACAGAUGGACAUUUAACCCAGCAGUGCUGACAAAGGCCAACGUAGUGCGCAGUGGUGAAGUUGCAGCCGGUGCAGAAAGUGGGAGUUCCCAGUUCCAUGUGGGAGACCUGGUCCAGAUCUGCUAUGACAUUGACCGCAUAAAGCUGCUACAAAGAGGCCACGGGGAGUGGGCUGAGGCGAUGCUGCCUACCCUGGGCAAAAUAGGCCGUGUGCAGCAGAUCUAUUCUGACAGUGACCUCAAGGUUGAAGUUUGUGGGACUUCAUGGACGUACAAUCCUGCUGCUGUCACUAAGAUCGCUCCUUCUGGCUCUGCUGUCAGCAAUGCCUCUGGAGAGCGCCUGUCUCAGUUGUUGAAGAAACUAUUUGAGACGCAAGAAUCCGGGGACAUCAACGAGGAGCUGGUCAAGGCAGCGGCCAAUGGAGACCUGGCCAAAGUCGAGGACAUUCUAAAGAGACCAGAUGUGGAUGUGAAUGGACAGUGUGCUGGACACACUGCCAUGCAGGCAGCCAGUCAGAAUGGUCACGUGGAUGUCCUCAAACUGCUGCUGAAACACAACGUGGACCUGGAGGCUGAGGACAAAGAUGGAGACCGGGCAGUGCACCAUGCAGCCUUUGGUGAUGAGGGCUCUGUCAUUGAGGUACUGCAGAGAGGUGGUGCUGACUUGAAUGCCAGGAACAAGCGAAGGCAGACUCCAUUACACAUAGCAGUUAACAAGGGCCAUCUACAGGUGGUUAAAACCCUGCUGGAUUUUGGCUGCCACCCCAGUCUUCAGGAUUCAGAGGGUGACACGCCUCUGCACGAUGCCAUUAGCAAGAAGAGAGAUGACAUGUUGUCAGUGCUCCUGGAGGCUGGUGCAGACGUCACCAUCACCAACAAUAAUGGCUUCAAUGCCUUGCAUCAUGCUGCCCUACGAGGAAACCCUAGUGCCAUGCGUGUGCUGCUAUCUAAACUGCCAAGGCCUUGGAUUGUCGAUGAGAAGAAAGACGAUGGAUAUACCGCAUUGCAUCUAGCUGCCCUCAACAACCAUGUGGAGGUGGCCGAACUUCUGGUGCACCAGGGCAACGCCAGUUUAGACAUUCAGAAUGUCAACCAGCAGACGGCAUUGCACCUUGCAGUGGAGCGCCAACACACUCAGAUAGUUCGGCUGCUGGUGCGGGCAGAGGCCAAACUGGACGUGCAGGACAAAGAUGGAGAUACUCCACUUCAUGAGGCACUGCGUCACCACACAUUGUCCCAACUGCGACAACUCCAGGAUAUGCAGGAUGUCAGCAAAGUGGAGCCCUGGGAACCCUCCAAGAACACAUUAAUCAUGGGCUUAGGCACCCAGGGAGCAGAGAAGAAGAGUGCAGCAUCCAUCGCCUGCUUCCUGGCAGCUAAUGGAGCGGACUUGACUAUUCGCAACAAAAAGGGGCAGUCUCCUCUAGACCUGUGUCCCGACCCCAGUCUCUGCAAAGCUUUGGCCAAAUGUCACAAAGAGAAGAGCAGUAGCCAGGUGGGCACUCGUAGCCCAUCUCUUAACAGCAACAUUGAGUCUCUGGAGGAGUGCAUGGUGUGUUCUGACAUGAAGAGAGACACUCUGUUUGGGCCGUGUGGACACAUUGCCACCUGUUCACUCUGCUCACCCCGCGUCAAGAAGUGUCUCAUCUGCAAGGAACAGGUCCAGUCGAGAACCAAGAUUGAGGAGUGUGUUGUCUGCUCCGACAAAAAGGCGGCCGUGUUGUUCCAGCCCUGUGGUCACAUGUGCGCUUGUGAGAACUGUGCCAGCCUCAUGAAGAAGUGCGUACAGUGCCGGGCUGUGGUGGAACGGCGGACCCCCUUCGUCCUCUGCUGCGGAGGGAAAGGUAUGGAGGAUGAUGCCGAUGAUGAUGAUGGUGGUGAUGAUGAUGAUGAUGAUGAUGAUGACCUUACAGGGAGCACUAACAAUAUGGCAGGGGGAUCGCAGGAUCUUCUCCAGCCCAACAAUCUGGCACUAAGUUGGUCAAGUGGAAACAUUCCUGCCCUGCAGAGGGACAAGGACAACACCAACGUCAAUGCUGAUGUGCAGAAACUCCAGCAACAGCUACAAGACAUCAAAGAACAGACCAUGUGUCCAGUGUGUCUUGACCGGCUAAAGAACAUGAUCUUCAUGUGCGGCCAUGGCACCUGCCAGCUGUGCGGGGACCGAAUGAGCGAGUGUCCCAUCUGCCGCAAGGCCAUCGAGCGCCGCAUCCUCCUAUACUAGACCUCUCCACAGACUCGUUCUUCCCUUAAAGCCCGAGUGGGCAACGCCUGCAACACCACAUCCACACCAGCUGCUGCCGCUGCUGCCAUCCUCACAGCACUUGAGUCAGCCAGCCAAGUCUUACUCUACACUAAAAAUGCUCGCUUUAAUGUUGUGAUAGUGUUCAGAUGGAACUUCUGUUACAAAACGUGGAAAAAUAUUGACUUAAGUUAGAUUUGUCAUUCAGUCUUUUGUAUGUCUUUAGUGGAACCAGACGGAUGAUUUUCACAGAGGAGUCAGGUUAUCCUUUUUUUUUUUUUCUGGCUGUAUUCUUUAUCCUUUCCUCUGAGUUUUUAUUUGAUUUUUGAACUUUUUUUUAAUUUAAUUUUAUCUGAUAUAAACUGAAAAGGUAAGGCCCACCAUGGAAAAUGUAGACAAAUUCAUAGAAGUGGAGAAAACAUGAGUCCCUCUUUGAUCUUAAAUUUUCAUGCAUCUGUUGCUUUCAGUCCCAGCCGAUGUCAAGUGUUUUAUGUACUCGUGCAUCUUUCUUCAAGUGUAUUGGUAUCAGAAGCUGGGGUCGUGGAUUUGAAGUACUUACAUUUUCCAGGCAAGUUUGAAACGCACUGCUGCAUUUAGAGCUUAAACGAGAGGCUUAGAAAAUCCAGAUUGAUGUUUAUGUUCAUUUUGGCUGGUGUGGGCUCCCCUUUGGUGCACUAGAAGACCAAAUGUUGGCUGUUUUGCACGAGAAAAACUGAAAGUGUCUUCCACACUGACUGCAAGGGUUGCGCUGCCAUGCAGACAGUAAUGGUGCAAACAUCUUUCAGCUUUUGUCCACUAAAGAGCCUCUGUUGUACCUGUUUCACCCACAAAACCUUUAUGAUGCAAAACAAGUUUUUAACGAAAGUAUCUGGUAACAGUUUUAACGUUAAACUGUGGAAAGUUAGCGGUCUUGUCUGAUGAAAAUUGUUCUUUUGAUGAGUCUGUGCCAUCCACUUCCAAACAGCGAAUUUUCAAAUCAUUUUUAUGGGGAUAAGGUGCUCUUUAACUUGUAUUACUACUUUUAUUUAAGUGUUUUGUUUUCUUUUUUCUCAAAAUCAAAGUCUAUUGAAGUAGAGAGUACAAUCUAUUAGAAGCUGAAGAUGUAGAAUAAAUUAUUUUUAUUGCUGCCCACACAAUAGGAUUUAUAGGUGUCACUGCCUUCCUACUAUGUAGCCUCAAAAUCUCUCAAACAUUCUGCUUUGAUAUUCAUGUUGAAAUAUACUGUAUGAUGUACUUUUGUUGGCAGUAGCUUUCUAGCAUUCAUUGUUUUUUUCCCUCUUAAGUAGGUCUCUGUCAGCCAGUUUUGUUCAGCUGUGAAGCAGAAAAAAGAUUUCUUUUAAGUGUUCACCAGUGUUUUAUUUCGGAGGAAAUUUGAUUUUGAAAGACAGAACUUGCCUUACUUCUUAUACCAGGCGAGUUGUGCGUGUGGAGACUCAACAAAGUGGCUAACUUGCUCUGCUAUGUGGAAACGUGAAACCACAUCUAAGCGCUUUUUAGUUUUUUUGUUUUUCAGUUACAUAGAUUAUUUUCACUGAUCAUAACACCAAGCUAGAAGCACUAAUACGAUUUAUUCUGUUGUCGUCUUAUGGUUGUUAUGAAAAAGCUUAAUUUGUACUUUAUUUUCAAUACCUGUAACUGUCCUUUUAUGGGUGUUUUCAGUUGUGUUUUCUUUGGCAUGAAUGUUUGACAUACAAGACAACUUGUAUCAUUUCAAACUGUUCAGUCUGUACUGCUAAUAAGUGCUUUUAAAAACAACCAUACCACACAAAUAAAGUCCUAAAUCAGCCAUG